AUGAAUCUCGUCGUUGCACUCUUUGUGCUGAUAUCCAGCACAAAUGAAUUUGUCAUCUCUCAAUGGAAAUCGUUACGAGAAAACGUAGAAAUUAUCUCUGAUGUAGGUCCGGAUAAAGAGAAAAGGCUCCUCUACAUGCAUAACUCUGAUGGACCACUUUUCCUAUUCGUCACACCAUGUAUAGCGUCAGUACAUUGGCGACUUUACCGUUUCAAAGGAAAUCUCUCUGAUCUAGCUCCGGAGGAAUCAUUGGAUUCACCAAAACUUGAGCUGAUAGCUGGUCAGGAAGACGAUAGACGGAUGACCUUCUUUAUGCAGCAUGUUCCGAAAGGACCUCUCCUCCUGGUGCUGACCUCGUCAAUUCCAUCAUCCGCUCGACUAUUCCUUUCACAUUCACAGGAUGAAAUGGAUGCUUUUUAUCCGCCUCUGCCUCAUGAUACUCGUCUAGCGCAUGCGGUUUCGAAGAACGAUGAAAAUUCUGAGACAAAUCAGGUGUUAAUCACAUGGAAAGUUGCCGAACGAGUGAGCACAGCGGAAGCGAAUCGUUACCGUUUCUGCGCGAUUGUCUCCCGUAAAGUUCCCGAUUGGGCGGUUUGCGGAGAACUGAACGAAGGUCUCGAAUCCAUACAUUGUGUUCUUCAAACUAAUAAUUCGAUGAUUAUUCAAAAAUUAAGAUCCGGAAAGCGAUACUUCAUCACGUUGUUCGUUCGUGAUUCACUUCAUGGAAGUACGUCCUCAUAUGAGACGCUUGAGGUGAAUCUACGAAAAAAUCCCGAGAAAAAUCACAUGGAAGUGAAGAAAGAGGAGGGAAAAUUAUUACAUGAUGCUGUGCUGGAGACCGGUACGUUACCGGCGAAAAAGGCCGCCACUAUCGAUUAUCAGUUCGUGGUUUCCAGUAACGCGACGCAAAGUGGCAAAGUUCUACUCAUAGUUCAUGCUUGUGAUGGCUACGUCCGAAUGUCUGUGUAUAGAAAUGGGAAAUUGUUGAAGAGAAGCGAACCGUUUUCAGGAUUCAGGAGAUUUCUGGUAGUUAACGUACGUUCCGGUCAACUUCGAUUCCAAAUAGCCAACGAUGAUCCAAGGACGAAAAGUGUGCAUUUAUGGGCUAGCACUCAAGCGGAAAAGUCACCAUAUCCGAAAUUACCCGAGGAUACAAGCGUGAAAGUAGUACGACGCUCGUGCUCCACAGCAACACUGCAGUGGUUGCGUUCAGCUGACGAGCAUGCCGAAUACUGCAUCUAUAUGCGACGUGAGAACGCCAACUACUUGGAGGAACUUGUGAGCAAGGUGAACAACCUUUGUGAAGGAGGACUCGAGUCGUCGAAUCUUGUCGGUUGCUAUUCGCAUCGUGGUCCUACUUUGGAAGCGUUGCUUAGAGAUGAUUCCGUGGGUCUCAUUGAGACCACGGUAGUCGGCCUGGAGCCUGCGAAAACGUAUCGAUUCGAUCUGCUAGCCACGCCACUUCAACGUCUUCACGCGCAAUCGCUACCAUACCGAACGGUAUGGGUUCGAACAGGCAAUUCGUGCUAG
Necator americanus (New World hookworm) is the source of this 1530-nucleotide messenger RNA. RefSeq lists its product as uncharacterized. The transcript is spliced from 11 exons. Bases 1 to 1530 code for a protein of 509 amino acids. The record is from RefSeq and is a predicted model, not a curated record. Lineage: Eukaryota; Metazoa; Nematoda; Chromadorea; Rhabditida; Ancylostomatidae.